AUGGCCCUAAUGAUAACUCGUUCAAGGAUUCUUCUAAAAUGUACUGGGAAACUGCGUCUAUUCUCUUCAAAUGCUAUUCCUAAAUCAAUUAAUAUCAAUGAGGUAGAUUAUGAAACAAAUGAACACUGGACUAAUGUUACUCCAUCAAUUGUGUCUUUAACUGAUCGUUCAUUACACGUCCAUGAAUCACAUCCUGUGAGCAUCCUAAGAGAAAUGAUUGAGCAAAAACUAAAUUCUACUGAUAAGGCGUUUAACAUUUAUAAUAAUUUCAAACCUGUAGUAUCUGUUUAUGACAAUUUUGAUUCAUUAGGAUUCCCAGAAGACCAUCCUGGUAGAUCAAAAUCCGAUACGUAUUAUGUUAAUGAUAAACAUUUAUUGCGUACUCAUACAUCUGCUCAUGAAAUGAAAUGUUUUAAAGAUAUUAAAUCUGAUCAAUCGAGUUCAAAUAGUGGGAGAUCAGGGUUUCUAAUAUCAGCAGAUGUAUAUAGAAGAGAUGAAAUUGAUAGAACUCAUUAUCCUGCUUUCCAUCAAAUGGAAGGUGCUAGAAUUUGGAAAAGAGAAAAAGCUUUAAAUUCAAAUAAAGAACCUCAGCAUAUUGUGCAAUUGAGAAAAGACAUCAAAAAAUUAGGGGAUCAGUUAGAAAAAGAGGAGACUAAACUAAUUGUUGAGGAUGAUAAAUCUUUAGAGGGUAAUCCAAAACAAGAUUAUAUGACUGAGCUAGAAGUGGAACUGUGCCAACAGCAUUUGAAAAGAUCUGUGGAAUUGGUAGUUUCCGAGGUCUUUAAUCAAAAGAUAACUAGUAUGAAAAACUCAAAUGUGGCUGAUAUACCUAAAGAAUUAAAAGUCCGUUGGAUUAAAGCUUAUUUCCCAUGGACAGCUCCUUCUUGGGAAAUAGAAGUGUGGUGGCAAGGUGAUUGGUUAGAAGUAUGUGGAUGUGGUCUUGUUCGUGAACAAGUAUUAUUAAAUUCUGGCUUUGAAAAGGAUUCUACAAUUGGUUGGGCUUUUGGAUUAGGCUUAGAUAGAAUCGCUAUGUUACUAUUUGAAGUUCCAGAUAUUAGAUUAUUCUGGACAAUGGAUGAAAGAUUCCAUACCCAAUUUAUAAAAGGUAAAAUAAACCCAUUUGUUCCAUAUUCCAAAUAUCCUGGUACUUUAAGAGAUGUAUCAUUUUGGUUAGCAAACGACGAUAAUGCAAUUGAAGUUCAUGAAAACGAUGUUAUGGAGAUUGUAAGAAACGAAGGGGGAGAUUUAGUGGAAUCUGUCAAAUUAAUUGAUGAAUUUACCAGUUCAAAAUCUGGCAAAAAAUCCCUAUGUUAUAGAAUCAAUUAUCAAUCAAUGGACAGAAAUGUCACUAAUGAAGAAAUUAAUGAAAUUCAAGAAAAAGUUCGUGAUGAGCUCGUCAAUAAAUAUAAUGUUGAACUAAGAUAA
Vanderwaltozyma polyspora DSM 70294 is the source of this 1425-nucleotide messenger RNA. RefSeq names its product phenylalanine--tRNA ligase (gene MSF1). Lineage: Eukaryota; Fungi; Ascomycota; Saccharomycetes; Saccharomycetales; Saccharomycetaceae. The transcript has a single exon. Gene Ontology annotation, biological process: phenylalanyl-tRNA aminoacylation. The record is from RefSeq and is a predicted model, not a curated record. Gene Ontology annotation, molecular function: phenylalanine-tRNA ligase activity; tRNA binding; ATP binding. Bases 1 to 1425 code for a protein of 474 amino acids. Gene Ontology annotation, cellular component: mitochondrion; cytoplasm.